Hippocampus zosterae (dwarf seahorse) is the source of this 2240-nucleotide messenger RNA. It is a transcript of the gene cdt1, whose product is annotated as chromatin licensing and DNA replication factor 1. Gene Ontology annotation, biological process: DNA replication checkpoint signaling; DNA replication preinitiation complex assembly; mitotic cell cycle. NCBI's taxonomy places the organism in Eukaryota, Metazoa, Chordata, Actinopteri, Syngnathiformes, Syngnathidae. Gene Ontology annotation, molecular function: DNA polymerase binding; DNA binding. Bases 114 to 1970 code for a protein of 618 amino acids. Gene Ontology annotation, cellular component: nucleus. The transcript has 9 exons. The record is from RefSeq and is a predicted model, not a curated record.
GGGCGUGGUUUAAUCGGUUUCGCGGGAAAGUUGUUUUUGCUGUGACUACAAACAGCGAGGCAUUUUUUUCAGUCAGCGACAGAAGAUCGACGUGUUCACAUUGUUUUUGAAUCAUGUCUCAGCCUCUGGUAACAGAUUUCUUUUAUCUGCGGAAGAAGAAAACGACUGACGUGGUAAAACCCACAGACGCUGCUUCUCGUGGAUCGUCAAAAAGCAGCGCGGCCAAUUCAAGAACAGACUCCGCGUCCUCUUCAAACAAAGACAUUUUCUCGAAAUCGUCCUCCAACCAAAUUCGCGAUGAGUUUAUGCGAAUUAUCGACGGUGAUGCAACGCUACCGAAAGGAGAAUCUGAGACAUGCAAGAAGCCCAAAGAUAAUUCUACCACUCCCCGAAUAUCUAAGCGGACCUCUCCAAACGCAGAACUUGGGACGGACACAGUUUUGGCUUCCACGGAACACAACACAGCAAAAAAGCGGCGUAAAGUGAAAGCAUGCUCUGUCGACCGAAUAAACGCGCAAGUAAAAACAACAAGCGUGACCAGAACGAAAUGUGUCCUCUCUAUUCCAAAACAAGAGGCUCCUUGCGAAGAAACAAUUUCAGCCCACAAGUCUCUGCUUCAGAGGAUCAAGAAACAGGCCGAUGACUUGGGCACUGCUGCAUCGUUCACUUCAGCUGCAACAUCAUCAGUGUCAUCCUCCAUUGCUUUGUCCAAAUCCGCGCUGACACGAGCAAAAGAGCUUGCAGCUAAAGCUAAAAAGGCAAAGGAAAGCGACUUAGAGAAUGAAAAGUCACAGAAAGAGACACAAGCUCAGGAGAGUAUUCCACAGCCAGCAUACCAAAAGUAUCACAAUCUAGCCCAAGACAUUCCCCCAGGCCUCUCCCUGCCUUACCAGUUCAAGGUACUGGCUGAGAUGUUUAGGAGCAUGGACACGUUGGUCGCCAUGCUUUUCAACCGUUUGGAAACUGCUACUUUCUCCAAGAUCCAAAAGGGAGUGCAGGAUAUGAUACACAGACGGUUUGAAGAAAGCCACGUUGGCCAAGUGAAGACAGUUUUUCCGCAGGCCUACACCUUCAGACAGGAAAGGAACAUCCCGACAUACAACAACUCUAUUAAGAAGGGCAGCUACCAGCUCACUGUGGAACCUGUGCUUUUCUAUGGCCAAAAGGAAGGUCAACCCACCAUGACGGCCUCGGAUCUUUUAGAGAGACGACAUAUCUUCCACCGCAACCUCGUUUCCAUUGUUAAACACCACCACAAGAUUUUCCUCUCCUCGUUAACACCUCCAAUGAGUGUGCCGGAAGACAAAUUGACCCGCUGGCACCCUAACUUUAAUGUGGACAGUAUACCAGCUGUGCGAGCAAGCUUACUGCCACAACCUCCUCGCUCUGACAAGCUGGCAACUGCCCAGGAGGUGUUGGACAAGGCCCACUCUCUCAUCACACCCAAGAUGGAGAAAGCACUGCUCUCUGUCGUUCAGAAGGCAGAAGAUAAAAGUGCACCAAGUAAAGAGACGUCUCUACCGAAUGUGAAGUGCACGCAGACAUCGGCUCCACUUCGUAUUCCAAACGCGCUGAAUGGAGUGUCGCAGUCCUUGUUAGACAGAAUCAGGGCAAAGGAAGCCCAGAAGCUGCAGGCGGUUAUGACGCGAAGCCCCUCCCAAGAAGAGCGUCUCUUGAUGAUGUCCCGGCUCGGGGAGCUGGCGAGGAUUCUUCGGAAUGUUUUUGUCUCGGAAAAAAAACAAGCUUUAAAUAUGGAAGUUAUUUGUCACCGGAUGGUCGACAGUUACAGAUCUGCUCUCACUUCAGGUGAAAUGGAGAAACACAUCAGAUUGUUGGCGGAGCUCAACCCCAACUGGCUUUCUUUACAUCCCGUCAGAAAGGACUUGUACCUUAAAUUGAACAAGCAUAUGGACCUCGGCGUAGUUCUGGACAAGUUGAGCUGCGACAUAAGAGAAGAGGAGAAACUCUAAGUGUAAUUUGGUGACUGAAAUCAGGGCGUGUCACAGUUGACUUGUUCACCUUUGUUUGAAAACAGUUUAAAUGAGUCUUGGUCGACAACACUUAUGACAUGUUUAAUAAGUGUUGUUAGGCUUGUGUAAGAGGAAAUGUGUUUGGUUCCCCUGAAUUUAUAACAUUGCUUUAAACCUUUUUUUUUUUGGUGUGGGGGAGGGAGGAUCUAAGUAUGGAUGUUGAUUCAUUUAUAGUUUCAUGGGGUCAUGUGCAAAAAUUAACAAGCAAAA